ACUCCGAGCCGCUGGGGGGCGCGCGUCACUCUGCGUCACGUGUGCAAACGCCGUGUCCACGAAGGCCGAGGUAGCUGCGGCUUAGAUGAGGAGCAGCUGAACCUGCGUCGCACGAAGUCCUUCGCCUAGUUGACAAUUUGAUUUCGAUUAUUCACUCUCAUCCAAAGAUGGUUCGACCACAUUUUGGACCACCUCGUUUGAAGCCCAGGCCUUACGGAGAUGGUCACAGCAUCGGCCCCAAUGAUGGGAAUUACAACCCCCACUCCAAAAGUCGAAGAGAUGUCCAGGGGGCCCCUUUUCACUGGAGAGAUUCCAGAGGCAGAGGUCGCCCCCCAGUCGUCAAAAGAGUACCCUUGAUGGGGGAGCAAAGGGAGCCACGUUUCAAUCACUGGAGGUCCCAGAAUCAGGAUUCCUUUCACUCGUAUCCUCCCAAAAUGGAACCACACCACAACCAGAGGAGGUCCCCAUUCAGGCAGAAUCGCUCCCCUCACGGCCCGCAUCAUUCAUCCCCUCGCAGUCCUGCACAAGGAUCCCAGAAUCAAAGGGGCCCGCCUUUCCACGGCCACCCCUCGAGUCACAGAUCGCCCCCCCCUAGACAUUUCCGUGGCCAGCUGCCUGAUAGGAGGCCAGGCUCUGCACCAACCUACCAGGGGUCUUUCAGGGGCCACAAAAGGCAGUCAGGUUUUCAACAUCAGGAGCAGCGGAGUCGAGACCCUCGUGGGAGUUUCAGUCCCAGAGAAAGGCCCUAUGAGCACUCUGGUCAUGGCAUGAAGCGUUGGAACGAGGCCGGAGGGUUCUCUCACCCACACAAUGGAGAACACGGGCCCUCUGGUUCCCAGAGAAACCCCAGAGAGAUGCAUGGGAGAGGCUCAUGUCCAGAGAGGUACAGGAGUGAAGCAACAGCCCCAGCUGGGUGGUCAUCUGAGCAAGACUCCAGGCGUCAGCGUGGUCCGGUGGAGAGGCAGGGCAGCCGAUCCCACAGUAGGGAGAGGGCACAGAAUGUCCCCCACCCACCCCCUUUCAGAUCCCCCUCAUGGAAAGGGGGUCCGUCGCCAUCCUCCUCCUACCACAGGAACCCUGAGGAGAGGCAAGUGGCGGGACCCCGCAAGAGGAGGAUAUCAGACAUCAUCAUGCCCUCGUCGGACCCGGCACCCGAGCACGGCGUUCAAAAACAGCCACGGAGAGAGAGGCCCCAGCUGCUCAGUAUGCCCCGGCCGUUUGGUGGUAAACCUUUGUCUCUUAGGGAUAGAAGUUACCUGGUUAAGAGCGGACAGGUGCAAGCGGAGUCCCUCAUGAGGCUCAGAAUACCGACGACAGUGAGACCUGCGGCUGGCCAGGACGACCCCUCCUCGCGGGACAAUGCCAGCGCUGUCCUAGCUAUCAGGAAAAAGCGUUUCCAGUCAAAUGCUGUUCCCCUGAACAUGGUGGAGCCGAGGAGAGGCAGACCCCAACAGUCGCCCCCCGGUGAUGAAAGCAAUGCCAGCAAGUCGUCAGGGGAUUCUGACACAGACAAAGAACAGGUGGAGUCUCGCCGGCCCUUGAACCCACACAGGUCGUCUUCUCCAAUAGAGAAACGGGACCUCGUGGUGUUGUCCCACUGGCCCCCCGGGCCGAGCUGCUCCUCCAAGGACGGCUCCCCUGCCAAAGAGCGCAGCCCGAAGAACGAUACAGAUGCCACACUGAACAGCCGACUCUCAAAGACGUCUGAUUCCAGAUCGUCGUCUGAAGACCGGAGACCAGGCUACAUGGAUAAGAGGAUGUUCAGGCCCUUUAAUAUGAUGCAGGAGAGCUACAGACCCGGGAGGCCUUUCAGGAGACCUGGACAAGGACCCAUGCAGAGACCACGGUUCACUGGUGGCCCAAGGAAGACGGGCCCCGAAAUGUCAGGAAAUAUUAGACGGCCGCUCAUGGAGAGCCUAGUGACGCGUCCCUUCCCAAACCAGAGGCCAGUGUUCAGAAAGAGUCACUGCAUCAUGUCCAAAUACCGCACCAUGAGGGUGAUGCGUCAGCGCGUGCCGUACAACCGAGGGCCCAACCAGCAGCGCUGGUGAUGACCUCACAGGUUACACUCUACUGGAUACUGGAGAAAGUCCUCAACAGCUUCUCUGCAGGGUGGACUGCCCCAGACAGUCUCUCCCUGCCUGUAUAUUGUAAAAGUUUUGUCGCUUAAGUUUGUUUUCUGGUACAUUUUUCAUUUGCAUCUUUUAGGUGUUGCAGUAACGUAUGCUGUGGCGUUCAAUUUCUUUUCUUGUGUAUAAUUAUUUAGGAGUGCUGCCGAUUACGUUGGCAGUCUUUUCAUUAAGAGUUUUUUUGUUUGUUAACCAGCAGAAAUCAGGUUUGUGAAGUCCAAGAAACCUUUACUUUACAUUCUCAAGUUUACUGUUUGUGAAGACUAAUCACCUGAAAUGUCCCGUUUGAGUAAUGUAACUAUGGGCAUCUUGAUUAAUGACACUUAGCAACUGCUUUUUAAACUUGUAUAAUCACAUGUUCAAACUUGAAAUAAAAACAUAUUUAACAAGCUC
Messenger RNA from Pungitius pungitius (ninespine stickleback), 2522 nucleotides. RefSeq lists its product as uncharacterized. The record is from RefSeq and is a predicted model, not a curated record. NCBI's taxonomy places the organism in Eukaryota, Metazoa, Chordata, Actinopteri, Perciformes, Gasterosteidae. The coding region runs from base 168 to 2051 and encodes 627 amino acids. The transcript is spliced from 9 exons.